AUGGCUCCGGCCUCUCCAACACCCCGUCGAACACCCACGGGACGCCGCAGAGGGCGUCCGCCCGGCACCACCAACGCUGCGCGUGCCCUUAGACAGGCUUCACUUGCCGCCGCUGCUGUCUCCGAACCGCCCCCCAAGAAGCGACGUCGCUACGUUCCCGGAGGCCCUGGAGGUGGUGGACGAUAUCUCGACGCCGACGCCAUCGACACCCCUGAUACAACCCGCACCAUGACAGCCUCGCGAUCCAGAACCUCGGCCUCUCGGAUGGCCCUCAACGGCGCCUCUCCGUCUCUGCCCCCACGGCGGGAGCGGAGCACAAGAGCCAGAACCGCUGCCAACGAAGACAGCGACGAGAUGCGAUGGGGAUCUGCCGCUGCCAUGGCUGCGUCCGUGAAGCAGGCCGAGGACUAUAAACCUCGAGAAGAGCGCAGCUGGGAAGAGUUCCAUCCAAACCUUGAUAUCGACCUCCCGUUUGUCAUCUUUCCUGCCGACGACGUCGACGGAAUCGUCUUACAAGACGCGCCGAAUACUCCCGCCAUAGAUGCGCCUCCACCUACCACACCACACCUAGAGUCCAUGACACCGUCCAAAUCCGUCAACCCCGCCUCGACAGGAAAUACACCAAAUCCCCAGGCAGCGCGCGGCCCAGAAGUCGACGCCGACGAUUCAGCUGCUGGCACCCCAUCACGACGCCCUCGCCGAUCCACUCGUGAAGUCGUCAGCUUUUACAACGUUCGACCCCUUGACUUUGCUCCUACCCCUAGAACCCCCAAGAUCCUCCCCAUAUCGAACCAGACGCCAAAGGAGCGGCUCGACCUUAAACAACCCCAAUAUAGAAAGACCAACCGCAUCGAACUGUUCGAAAGCAAGACUUUUGGCCAGGCACGCUAUGUUGACAAGGCCAUGAGCAAUGUUGGCUACCAAGAGAGCGACAACUUUAUUCGAUCCGAACGUACGCUGAUCAAGGCCAUUGAUGGCAAUGCCGAUGAUGAGUUUGAACAGUUUUCAGUGGCUGCGAGCGAUGAUCAUGUGCAUCAGUCUAGACUUGGUCGUGUUGAGUACGACAUGGAUGAGCAAGACGAUAUGUGGCUUGAGCAGUACAACGCCCAGCGCAAGCAAAACGAACUGGAAGCCAUCACGCGCGAGGUUUUUGAAAUCACCAUGACCAAGAUCGAAAAGGAGUGGCAUGCUUUGGAACGAAGAAUACCAAAGCCGAACCCUAAACCGCCACAGACGCACAGGCCGCGGUCCAGCUCGGCUGUGGCCGUUAACGGCGAGACUCACGGCGGGGAGGAACCCGACAGCAAAUGCGCCAUAUGCGAUGAUGGGGAUUGCGAAAAUACAAACGCAAUUGUUUUCUGCGAUGGUUGUAACCUCGCGGUUCACCAAGAAUGCUACGGUGUGCCCUUUAUUCCGGAGGGCCAGUGGCUCUGUAGGAAAUGUCAGCUAUGUGGUCGCGGAAUACCAACAUGCAUAUUCUGCCCCAAUACAGACGGCGCAUUCAAGCAAACCAACUCGUCAAAAUGGGCCCAUCUACUCUGUGCCAUGUGGAUUCCUGAAGUCUCCUUAGGAAACCAUACGUUCAUGGAGCCCGUCAUGGACGUAGAAAAGGUCCCCAAAACUAGGUGGAAGUUGACUUGUUAUAUCUGCCGACAGAGAAUGGGCGCUUGCAUUCAGUGUGGCAACAAAAAUUGCUACCAAGCCUUCCACGUCACAUGUGCCAGGAGAGCACGACUAUUCCUCAAGAUGAAGACUGUCCAGGGCACUCUUGCUGUGUUAGAUGGCAGCAUGGUGCUCAAGGCUUUUUGCGAUAAGCAUUGCCCACCGGAUCAUGCCCAAGAAAACCAGGUCCACCAGGCCACGCGAGCCGCCAAAAAGUUCUAUAAGAGGAACAUGCGUGGACGUAUCUGGGCAGACAAUCAAGCCAUGGCGAAUGUCAUUGCAGCGCAACAUCGCACUGCCAUUACGGAUCAUCCGCCUGAUGAGAGCCAGAUGACGGGCGCUAAGAACCUGGCCAUCCUGGGUGACAAGAAGAAAGGACAGCCUCCUAAAAACCUUUGGAAGCUGCCAUCUGGAGCACCCAUCAUACCCCAGGUUGUCUUUGACAUUGUCGAGGCAUCUAUUCAGCGGUUCACGUUUAGGAAGCGCAAGGACUUCCUCAGCGAAGCUUGCCGCUAUUGGACCCUGAAGAGAGAGGCACGUAGGGGUGCCGCGCUCCUCAAGCGCUUGCAGCUGCAGAUGGAGUCGUUCUCUUCCAUGGAGCUGACAAGGCGCAACUUUGCCGCCAUGGGCCCCAGCGGCAAGGCGAGACUGGCUCGCCGCAUCGAGUUUGCCCAGGGCAUCAUUCACGAGCUCGAGCAGCUCAAGGUUCUCGCCGUCGACAUUGUGCAGCGUGAAAAGCUCAAGUUGGAUGCUGCCGAGCUCGAGCAGGACUUUGUAGACGAGUGCUACUUUCCUACUGCCAAGUUACUGGUUCCUGCUGUAGAGAAGGCCAUUUCGCUGGAUAAGGGUCUCUUCACGGAUGGCUUGGCCGAUUUACAGGCAAGCAUUGAGAAGCGGGUGUAUGUCAACACCUUGAGCUUUGCACAAGACCUCGGCGAUAUCAUCAGCAAGGGAAUCUUGACUCCUCCUGAGCUCUCAGAAUCCAUUAAUCGUGAAAUGGAGGAGGAUGAAGCGGAUAACAACAGCACCAAUAACUCUAUUAUAACAUCAACAUUUUCAGACAUACGAGAGCGGCGGAAGCUCGGAAAGCGAAUUCUCAAGGCUGUGCAGCCGCUGCUUGAAAUGUCGCUGCAGGUUGAAGCCGAAAUAUCUACAAAGCCGGCUGAAGCGCUGCAGAGAGAGUUAGAGACCCUUAUUGAUGCCAGCAUCGAAGUAGGUCGACAACCCAACGCAGCAGCACAUAACGAGGCAGAUACGGCAGCUGAAGAUACCAUUAUGAUCGACGCUCCUGAGCCGUCAUCUGAAGUCCUCCCUACCAUUAAGAGUGAGCCUCUAGCAGGCGGGAGUGGCAUUGUCUCCGACAACGGCGACGUAAUGGACACUGCUGAGAAUGAUGAAGAAGAUGAUGAUGAAGACGACGAUGAAGAUGAAAACGAUCGCCAUGAAGAGGAAGAAGGUGACAGCAUCGAGGUUAAUACCGUCGGGUUGGGCAUCAUGACCAGCCGCACCUCAGGGGGCCUUGGUAUCACGACGGAGAUGAACAUUAAAUCGGCGAGAGUCAACGCUGCCAUCGCAUCCGAAACCCCUCCUAACAGCACGAGCAGCUACGUUGUCAUAACUCGCCCAUCACAAGAUGGGCCACCAACCCCACCGCAGAGUAACGGAAGCCUGGGUAAUGAACCAGCCGAUCCUCUCUCGGAAGGGGGUAUCCUUUGGUACCUUAGGGCGCUUGAGCCAUACGGAACGUCCAUCCUUGAGGAGCACUGGGCAGCCGGCCGAGAUGCAGUGCGGACGCUCAGCGAAGAGCUGACGGAUUUCGAUGACGAGGACUUUAAGGACCUUGACGAUGCCGUGACAGCCGCGGCGAUGGAUACGGAAGAGCCGAGAGAUGCGUCGAGCGCCGGCAGCACCAAGAACAAGACGGCGAGUAGACUACCAAAGAAACGAAGACCGACUAGACGGCGAUAA
Molecule: messenger RNA, 3630 nt
Organism: Trichoderma harzianum CBS 226.95
Lineage: Eukaryota; Fungi; Ascomycota; Sordariomycetes; Hypocreales; Hypocreaceae
Exons: 3
Coding region: 1-3630 (1209 amino acids)
Biological process (GO): regulation of transcription by RNA polymerase II
Source: RefSeq, a predicted model, not a curated record